Seriola aureovittata is the source of this 4848-nucleotide messenger RNA. RefSeq names its product ATPase phospholipid transporting 8B4 (gene atp8b4). Lineage: Eukaryota; Metazoa; Chordata; Actinopteri; Carangiformes; Carangidae. Bases 373 to 3966 code for a protein of 1197 amino acids. The record is from RefSeq and is a predicted model, not a curated record. Gene Ontology annotation, molecular function: ATP hydrolysis activity; ATPase-coupled intramembrane lipid carrier activity; ATP binding. Gene Ontology annotation, biological process: Golgi organization; phospholipid translocation. Gene Ontology annotation, cellular component: plasma membrane. The transcript is spliced from 28 exons.
CGCGUAUCUCCCAGAUGAGGGCUCCAGUUGCGUGUCGUCGCUCUCGGUGAUCUCGGUUAGUUCAUUUCUGUUCGGUCUCUGUUUCCCCUCAGGUUUGUGUCUGGACAGCAGGAUUGGGGAUUGAUUAUCGUUGCCUUCUUGCAUCAUUUUCGCAGCCCACGCCGUCUGCAGUCAGUCCUUCAUAUUCUUACUCACCGCUCAUUUACAUGACUCCAUCCACGCCGGGUGAUUUUUACUCAGGGGGAGGACAGCGUUUCCUGCGGUGCUUGAAAUGAAUGGUCGCCACUGAAUGACAGGAUACAUGGAGCAAACACAAGCCUGCGCAUGUGACAAACUUGUGCAAGGGAAACCCUCGGGAGGUCCCAGGAGAAGAUGGCAUUCUGGAGGAGAAAUACUAAUGUUGAGAAGGAACGCCAUGUAAAAGCUAAUGCGCGGGACUACAAUGACAAGUUCUCUUAUGCCGACAAUCACAUCAAAACCUCAAAGUACAACAUCUUCACCUUCCUGCCCAUCAACCUGUUUGAGCAGCUCCAGAGGGUGGCCAAUGCUUACUUCGUAGUGCUGUUGAUACUGCAGUUAAUUCCAGAAAUAUCCUCUCUGUCCUGGUUCACAACCAUCGUGCCUUUGGUGUUGGUGCUGGUCAUCACGGCUGUCAAGGAUGCCACAGAUGACUAUUUCCGACAUAAGAGCGACAAGCAAGUCAACAACCGCCAGUCUCAGGUUCUCAUCAAAGGAAGUUUGCAGAAUGAGAAAUGGAUGAACGUUCGAGCAGGGGAUAUCAUCAAACUAGAGAAUAAUCAGUUUGUUGCUGCUGACAUCCUCCUUCUGUGUAGUAGUGAGCCCUAUGGACUGUGCUAUAUUGAGACUGCAGAGCUAGAUGGAGAGACUAAUCUGAAAGUCCGUCAGGCCUUGACCAUCACCUCAGAUUUGGGAGAUAUUUCUAAACUGAUGGACUUUGAUGGAGAAGUCAUUUGUGAGCCACCAAACAACAAGCUGGAUAAAUUUACAGGAACAUUAUUCUGGAGAGACAAUAAAUACUCUCUAGAUAAUGAAAAAAUGCUGCUGCGUGGUUGUGUGCUCAGAAACACUGAGUGGUGCUUUGGGAUGGUCAUAUUUGCUGGGCUGCAAACCAAACUGAUGCAGAACUGUGGAAGAACAAAAUUCAAAAGGACAAGUAUUGACAAACUGAUGAACACUUUGGUUUUGUGGAUCUUUGCCUUCCUCAUUUGUAUGGGAGUUAUUUUGGCCAUUGGAAACAGUAUUUGGGAGAGUCGGAUUGGCAGAAGCUUCCAGGUGUUUCUGCCGUGGAACCAGAUUCAGAGCAGCGCUGGUUUCUCUGGCUUCCUCACCUUCUGGUCCUACAUCAUCAUCCUCAACACUGUUGUGCCCAUCUCACUGUAUGUCAGUGUGGAGGUUCUGCGUCUCGGACACAGUUACUUCAUUAACUGGGACCGGAGGAUGUACUACAGACGGACGGACACCGCAGCUGAAGCUCGCACCACCACCCUGAACGAGGAGCUGGGCCAGGUGGAGUUCAUCUUCUCUGACAAGACCGGCACCCUCACCCAGAACAUCAUGGUGUUCAGCAAGUGCUCCAUUAACGGACAGACAUAUGGUGACGUCUAUGAUGAAUUUGACCAGAAGGUGGAAAUUACAGAAAAAACAUCCUGUGUGGACUUCUCCUUCAACCCUCUCUGUGACAGAAGGUUUAAGUUUUACGACAGCAGCCUGAUUGAAGCCAUUAAACUGGAGGAUCCUGCAGUGCAGGAGUUCUUCAGACUGCUGGCUUUGUGCCACACUGUGAUGCCAGAGGAGAAGAGCGAAGGACAUUUGGUGUACCAGGCCCAGUCGCCUGACGAGGGAGCGCUGGUCACCGCAGCGCGAAACUUUGGGUUUGUCUUCAGGGCUCGAACCCCCGAGACCAUCACAGUGUGUGAGAUGGGACGAGCUGUCACCUACCAGCUGCUGGCCAUACUGGACUUCAACAACGUGCGCAAGAGAAUGAGUGUCAUUGUGAGAAAUCCACAAGGCCAGAUCAAACUUUACUCCAAAGGGGCCGACACUAUUAUCUUUGACCGGCUGGAUCCAUCCAGUGAGGACCUCAUGUGCACUACGUCAGAGCAUCUCAGUGAAUUUGCUGGAGAAGGGCUUCGAACAUUAGCUCUGGCCUACAAAGACCUUGAUGAAAAUGAUUUUGAAGUUUGGACAAAGAAGCUUCUGUUCGCCAGCACUGUCAUUGAGAACCGCGAGGAUCAGCUGGCCGCUCUCUACGAGGAGAUUGAGCAGGGCAUGAAGCUUCUAGGAGCCACAGCAAUAGAGGACAAACUCCAGGAAGGAGUCCCAGAGACGAUCGCCUGUCUAAAUCUGGCCGACAUCAAGAUCUGGGUCCUCACAGGAGACAAACUAGAGACCGCCAUGAACAUCGGCUACUCCUGCAACAUGCUGCGAGACGACAUGAAUGAGGUGUUUGUUAUCUCUGGCCACACACUGCUGGAGGUGCAGCAACAACUCAGGAGUGCAAAGGAGCACAUCCUCAGCCUGAGUCGAGUUAGCAGCGCGGGAGAUGUCGAGAAGACAAAUAUGCUUGCAGAUGACUCUGUGUUUGAAGAAACCAUUAUUGCAGAGUACGCCUUAGUCAUCAAUGGACACAGUUUGGCUUAUGCUCUGGAGCCACAGCUGGAGCACGUCUUGCUGGACUUGGCGUGUUUGUGUAAAGCGGUUAUCUGCUGCCGGGUCACUCCGAUGCAGAAAGCUCAGGUGGUGGAGCUGGUGAAGAGGCACAAGAGGGCGGUCACACUGGCCAUAGGAGACGGAGCCAAUGAUGUCAGCAUGAUCAAGACUGCUCACAUCGGUGUUGGCAUCAGUGGUCAGGAGGGGACGCAAGCUGUUCUGGCAUCAGAUUACUCCUUCGCUCAGUUUCGGUACCUGCAGCGGCUCUUGCUGGUGCACGGCCGCUGGUCCUACUUCCGCAUGUGUAAUUUCCUGUGUUACUUCUUCUACAAGAACUUUGCCUUCACGCUGGUUCACUUCUGGUACGGUUUCUUCUGUGGUUUCUCAGCUCAGACCGUUUAUGACCAGUGGUUCAUUACCCUCUUCAACAUAGUCUAUACAUCUUUGCCAGUACUCUCAAUGGGACUUUUUGAUCAGGAUGUCAAUGACCAGAACAGCCUUCGCUACCCGAGCCUGUACAAACCCGGCCAACAAAACCUUCUAUUCAACAAGCGCCAGUUUUUCCUGUGCACGCUGCAGGGGAUGGGCACAUCAUUCCUGCUCUUCUUCAUUCCUUACGGAGCCUUCUCUGUCAUGGUGAAAGAGGAUGGCUCCCACUUCUCUGACCAACAAGCAUUUGCUGUUACCAUAGCAACAUCCUUGGUUAUUGUCGUAAGUGUUCAGAUUGGACUUGACACACACUACUGGACAGCUGUCAAUCACCUCUUCAUAUGGGGGAGUCUGACUGUGUACUUUGUCAUUUUGUUUGCAAUGCAAAGCAAUGGCAUUUUUGGCAUCUUCCCAAGUAAUUUCCCAUUCGUAGGCACGGCCCGUAACUGUCUGCAGGAGAAGAGUGUAUGGUUGGUCAUUCUGCUCACCACUGUGGUGUGUGUUGUGCCCGGCUUAGCAGUCAGCUUCCUGAGAGUAGAUCUCUUCCCAACUCUAACAGACAAGGUUUGUCACCUACAACAGUCCAGAAAGAGGCAGGGGCCUCAGGAGCGGAGCCUGAGGCGAGUACGUAGGACGAGCUCCCGUCGCUCUGCCUAUGCCUUCUCCCACCAACAGGGCUACGGAGAGCUGAUUACCUCAGGCAAAAACAUGAGGACGAGCACAGUGUCUUCUGCUCGCUCCCCUGAAAGAACACUGCACAGCACCAAGUGGAUUGAAAAUAUGUUAAAGAGAAAGAACGAAGUCUCUUGCAUCGCUGAAAGUACAGGAGCACCGGAGAGCAGCAACAGAGCAAUACAGACUCCAUAGCAACUGCACGCAGACUGAGCUCGACCUCUAACAGAUACUAUGUACACUGUAGGACACCACAUGCAUGGAACCCAGAGACCAAGCACAAGGUAUGAGUGUCUUUCAUUUGGAUGAAUUUAUACUCAAAUCCAACUACACAGAUGUACCUCGUUUUUUUUAUUAGUGUGAUUCAUGUGGACACUGUUGAAUGUUAAAAGCCAAUUAAAACAUGAUCAUGUAGAAGAACCACUUCUUAAAAAGCCAACUGAUCGAAAACAGAUAAAAGCAGAACUUUUUAACCUGCAUCAUGCAAAACAUGUUUAAUUUGCAAUCUUGACAAUAGCAGGUAUAUUUUAGGACAAUAUUAUGCAUGUGUUGCAAAAGUUAAAGAAAUAUUUGUAAUCCUGCAUUAACUGAUCCAAUUGAGUCUUAAAGCAGUAGGUGCAUUCAUUUAAUACUAUUUUAAUAGCAUGUCCUUGUCUGAUUAAUAAAAAUGGUUGGCAUUUUUGGGCACCUUGAGAGAAGCCUUUACCAAUUUCAAACAAAGUUGUAAUACAGAGGUGACAAAAGCAAAGGUAAAGGUGGCCACAAGCACCAGUAAGAAGGUUUAUCAAUAGACUUUAGUCUGUGGAGCCUAUGCGUUAAAGCUUUCAUCUCAUCCUACAUCCGAAGUGCUAACAUACAAGUGUUUGUGUAAAUACUUAAGUAAAGCUGCUGAAUAUGAUGAUAAGCACAACUUAAUUACUCGUUUAAAUUUCUCAUUACAUUUUGCUGUCUCCAUAAUUUACCAUAUGCCAUUAAACAAACUGGAACCUCAAAUGGGAUUUAUGAUGCUUUGGGCAUUUGUGGACAAGGAUGUGCAAGAGUCGUUCUGAGGUCUGUUUUCCCUGUGUUGUGCCUUGU